AGGGAGAUUUUUAACUUGUUUCUUUUUAGAAAGAGAAAUCAUUAUGAGCUAUGGAUCUAAGAAGUACAGAGCUCCUAAUGUUGUAUUCUUUGAUCUAGAAACAACAGGAUUUGACCGGCCUAUAAGACCUGUACAGAUAGGAGCAAUAGAUAGCUGGGGAGCAAACACUUACAACCAAUUCGUCUGGCCUCGUCGACAUGUUCAUCCUAAAGCAACCCUUACUAAUAAAUUCUACGUCAGCAGAGGGACUCUGUUUCGCCAGGGGGAAGGAGCUCUGGAUACUACAGAUCUCGAGGAUGCUCUUUAUUCAUUCUUAGACUGGCUUUCCUCACUUGGAGGAAACGUCGUGCUGGUUGCCCACAAGUGCCUGGAUUACGAUGCUAAAGUUUUACUUCGGAACUUAGAGGAGUUUAAUAUACCCUAUGAGCACGUUAUUCUUGGUUUCUCGGACAGCCUUCUAGCGAGCAGAGAUCUGUAUCCUGUUGCUCCCUCACACAAACUAUCUUCAAUGUUAGGUGAGGUUGGACUGCCAAUCAGAGAGUCUCACGACGCUCUAGUCGACGCCGACGAUUGUAGACGUAUUUGUCGACGAAUGGCCGGCCAGCGUAGGUUAAAAUUUCUGGAUUUUGUGUUUGAUGAGAAGUGGUAUCAUACCCUAGAUGAUCAGUGGGAGUGGACCUUCCCUGGAGGCGUGGUGACGGUUUAGAUCAAUCCGGAUACGUCCAGCCUAGAAACUCCACAUCCGGAUUUCUAAUUCCACACUCACUAUAAAAAAUCUCUAUCCCCGAAUUAAGAAUAUAAACAUUUCGGAUGCAAUUUGAGCUGGGGUUAUAAAAUCAUCAACCCAGAUCCGAUGAUGAUUAUCUUGAUAAAUUGCACAUGUUCACAAAAGUUUUUUGCGAAUUAAUUCACACUAUAAAAUUAUUAUCCGGAUAAAUUGCACAUUUUUGCACAUUGAAUGUCAAUCCGUUUUCAUUUGUAUCCAAGAAGCACCCUGUGAUAUAUAGAAGGGUUUAAAUGUAACCAAAAUAUUGUCAUAAAUUAAAAAACUACCGUAUUGCUACUGGGAAAUCCCCCCCCCUCCCCGACCAACGUGUUUGUUUCUUAUUUAAUGCUAAUCUAAAUGAAUUGAACAUUAUGAUAUUAUUGUAUUUUAUUCUCUUGCAUGCUUAACUUUAAAAUAUAUUUAUUAAAAAGAU
Molecule: messenger RNA, 1199 nt
Organism: Eurytemora carolleeae
Lineage: Eukaryota; Metazoa; Arthropoda; Copepoda; Calanoida; Temoridae
Exons: 8
Coding region: 44-706 (220 amino acids)
Biological process (GO): DNA catabolic process
Cellular component (GO): cytoplasm
Molecular function (GO): 3'-5'-DNA exonuclease activity; nucleic acid binding
Source: RefSeq, a predicted model, not a curated record